Molecule: messenger RNA, 6000 nt
Organism: Caenorhabditis auriculariae
Lineage: Eukaryota; Metazoa; Nematoda; Chromadorea; Rhabditida; Rhabditidae
Source: the annotation of a GenBank genome assembly
AUGUCGCUAGUCGAAGAGGUUGUUCCAAUCGAUGUUCCGCUAGAAGUUGUCGAGAAAAAUAUUGAAGGGGUGCGGAAAAGCGUUGCUGAGAGCAAUUUUUUUUUUUUGUUUCUUUUUGUUUAGAACAACGGAAGGAAGGAGAACAGUGAUAAAGUCAAAGAAGGGGUCGAGGAAUGUCAAGAUCAACCGGAAAUGAUGGCUCAGUUGCUACUAGGUAAAAAAAAACGGUGUAAACUCAAAAAAAUUUUUGUUCAAUUUCCAGAAUGGAGUUUUUUUUAAAUUUUUUUGAAUUUAUUCGUUAAAUAGGUAUAAAUCCAUAUAAAGACUAUUUUAAGGGCUGCGGAACCAACCGCUCCUGUUUGAAAACGCUCAAAGUUCGUCAAAUGUCAAACCUGACCUCAACAACAACACAAAAAAAGAAGAGAUUGUGGAGGAAGGACCUGCGAAAAUAAUAUCACCUGCGGCAGAAAAUGAAGAGUUCCAAAAUAGAGUUGAAGAGAAAGGUGAAAACAUUUGAAAAUGAUUAUUUUCAAGUUAUUAUUUUUAGGAGAGGAAAAGAAGGAACAAGACUCGUUGGAAACUUCAAUUGACGAGCAAAAAAUGGAAUCGGUGAGUUGGAAAAUUGGUAUUUUCAUAAAUUUUAGAUAAUGGAAUUUUACGAGUUCCCUCAAUUUCAAACUGACAGUUGAAAAAUAGCUUUUUCAAUGAAAAAAAGCUAAAUUCCAGCCUCCUUCACCUCCUUCACCUUUCUUGCCUCCUUCAAGCGAAGUUUCCGUUCUUGACACUGCUCAGGCUUCGAUCUCAAGGCCAGACCAAGCACCAUCACCACCCCCGAUUUUGGAAUCUCCUUCACCUCAAGCCGCUGUUCCAGCUCCACGUCCCCAGUCUCCUUGUCGAUUCGCUGCUCCAGCUCCCCUUCCUCAACAACCUUGUCAACCGGUUGUUCGGACUCCUUCGGUUCCGAAAAAAGCCGCAGUACCACCGCCACUCGUGUUGAACUCUAGUCAACCCGCAGCAGUUUAUAUCACUUCCUCGACUUCAAGCUCAGACUCGAGUCGCGAUUCGGUUUCGUCACCACUAGGGGUACAUGACUGAAAUAGCUGGAUAUUUGAGCCGUGAGAAAAUAGCCGUGGAAAAUAGCGUAUGUAGGGCGUUUAAAGGGUUUUUUGAGACCAAAAUUUGAUUAUGAACAAUUUUGUGAGUUAUUUUCAGAUUUUAAGUCAAUUAGUGAUCACUUUAUGGACAUAAGUCCUUUUUUUAGUCUUCAUUUGGACUGAAUUCAAUGUAACGUCCUUUAGUGAUCACUUUAGGGGCGUAACUCUAUUUAUUUUCAGAUUUUCAAGUUUUCAGCUUGGUUGAAAGGAUUGAAUUUUUUUUUGUAAAAUUCUUUAGUUUAGUGAUCACUUUAGGAAUGUAAGUCCUUUUUUAGUCUUCAUUUUAAAUACCUGAAUUUUUUUUUUUUUUUAUUUGAUAGGACUGCAUUUUUUUUAAAGCUUUGGUUGGAUAUGACAUUAGUGAUUAUCUGUGAUUUUCGCGGCUAUUUUUUCUCACCAUCCACAGCGGUUUUCUCAUGUACCCAUAACUAGUUCAGCCUCUCUCCCCUCGAACUGCAGCUCAAGCCACAGUUCCACCACCUCGACCGGAACCAACACGCCUUGAGCCGUUCCACAAGCUUGUUGAACCGCCGAAAAGCUGCGCCUUGACUCUGCAAGACCUGGAUGACGAAGUCUUUGAGGAAGACGUUCGGGACUCCCCCGAACCUCCCAAAGAAGCGAACAAAGCCUACUGGCAAUCUUUGGAGGAUGACCUCAGCGGAGACUUUCACAAUCUUCGUUCGUUUUUGAAUUUCAUCGAAGGAAACGCGUCGUUUAUGAUUUCAGCAAGAGACAUCGAUGUGAAAGGGGAUACUAGAAGUCGGGCGGCAAGUAAUUCCAUAAAAGGGGCGGUCAGUCGAGAUUCAUCGCCGUUCAGUGGAGCUCACGUCGAUAUUGACGUCCGCGGAAUCAAGUAUAGGGUGAAUUUCAGUUUUAAUUUCAAAACUUUUUCAGAAUGUAUAGAAUUCGUGUUCAUUUUAGGUCCCUUCCAUGAUUCGGUGCCAUCUUUGUUUGGAUAGCAUGAGAUUGUGCCUGAGACGAACGCGGUAUCGUGGUGAAAGGAGGGAAUAUCCGGCUUAUCGGUGAUUUUUUUCUUAUAAAGAAUAUAUAUAUAUAUAACUGACUCAUAGUGUUGAAGCAUAACGCUUAUAUUAAGCUGAUUCUAGAAUGUUCUAUAGUAUUCCAUACAUUUCUAAUCUCAUUACGUCAUAGGAAAUUUUGAAACAUCAAUUAUCAAAUAAGCUUCAAAGUCUAGGCGCUGCCAAAUUUGAAGAAAACCUAGGCGCUGCCAAAUUUGAAGAAAACCUAGGCGCUGCCAAUUUUGACGAAGGUUUAGGCGCUGCCAAUUUUGAAGAAAGUUUAGGCGCUGCCAGUUUUGAAGAAAGUUUAGGCGCUGCCAAAUUUGAAGAAAGUUUAGGCGCUGCCAAUUUUGAAGAAAGUUUAGGCGCUGCCAAAUUUGAAGAAAGUUUAGGCGCUGCCAAAUUUGACGAAAGUUUAGGCGCUGCCAAAUUUGAAGAAAGUUUAGGCGCUGCCAAUUUUGAAGGAACCUUUAGGCGCUGGAACUUCUAAGCCUAUGAAACUUUCUUUUUUUUUCCAGUUGCAAUCGGAAAGGCUGUCAGACUUUCCGAUCGAUCCGCAAAGUAUUCGAUAAUCCUGAUGGAAUGCGCAUUCAGGGUACUUUCAUAUCCUGAAAUCAUCGAUUGACCAUGAAAAUUUUAGAAAUCUUUAUGUACGAUAAUAAAGAAGCUGCCGGUGUCAUCCCGAUCCCUAUGCCAGCUCCUUAUCGCAACAGCGUCAGCCUACCCGGCCGUUUUCGCGUCAGUCAACGUAAAAGAGCUGAGAAUUUUAAUGUGCGUCUGUCUUGUAGGAUUUUAAUUAGUACUUGAAGCCAAAAAAUAUAUUCAAAAAAGUGUUUAUUAUCUAGGAAUUCCAAGAGCAACUUAAACAAGACAUUAUCGCGAAUAAGAAAUCGUUGGAAGAAUCUCGACGGGCCAACAAUGUCACGGCGGCUCUUCCGAUGUCCAAUGAGCAAGGGUAUAUUUUUUUAUUUCUCAUAAUGAAACUUAUUUUUCACAAAAAGUAUAUUUUUAGAACGCUUCUUUACAUUCCGAAAGUACUGACUCCUCGGCAAAUUGUCGAUAUUCAAGAGGCCGUUGUCCAGCUGUUGAUUCAGAGAAGUCCGAUGAAACAAGUGUGAGUUUUAUUCAAUUUUUUUGUGAAAUUUUGAAAAAGAAAAUUAAUUCACCGUUUCCAGAUCAUUAAAUGAACUGCCCGUGUUUUCCAACUGUCCGCUGCCGGUCAAUAAGCUCCAGGGCAUGUUGAGAAACCCGCAGGCAUUGGAUGUGCUUCAAAUGUAUUAUUUCUAUGACAAGGAACAUUUUUUUAGUGUUUCGGCAAGGCCAUGCUUGAUUCGCCGCAGCCGCCGCUACCUAUUGGUUAUGAGAUUGACCAGAAUGGAAAGUUGCUGCGUCUAAACCGACCUGCACCCAAACCAUCUUCAAAUUCGAAGACUUCUGGCUUUUUCUGAGUUAGUUUUUUUAAAUUUUCAAUCUGAUUUUUUUAAGUCGACUUGCUAGAGAUUUUAAAAGCUGAAAUUUUGAGAAAAAGUUGCUGAAAAAAACUAAAGUUCAUAUGGUUCAUAAAAAAAGUCGAUUAUAUGAAAAGAUUGCUUGAAAGAAGAUUUUAGUUUUAGUUACUGAAAAAAGAAUUCAAAAUUAAAAUUUUUUGUUGGGAAAUCGAACAAUUGAAUUCUUAUCGUACAGAUAUUUCAGGAAAAAAAAUUAUUUUCUAAAAGAAAAUUCAGCGUCCCCGAACUCCUUCGUUCGUACUCGCCGACAUCUCCUACUACGUCACAAUUCGAUGAGAAACUUCCCAGAAAGCGGUCGUUUGAAGAAAUGAGCAAGUUGGACGUGAAUACGUCGACGUCCAGCGUCCUCCGCGACAUCCUCAGCCGACCGAGCAAGGUGCAGAAGAUGGCAACGAGGACGAUUUCGCUCGGCGGAUAUCCCCGACGUCCCAACUCUCAGCUGGCGGACGCCUACAUGCGCAAGAAGCAGCGGGACAAGGAACGCGAAAUGGCUGCGGCCCAACGAAAUUUCGUGCCCCCGCCGUCGAAAAUCGUUGCAGCUAUGGACGCACGGCAGCGAACUGUUCAGAACACCUAUUCGCAGGUAUUGAUUGAAGUUUUUAUUCAAAAUUGGCGCUGCCCAGGAAAUUCAAGAGGCGCUCCUAAGUUCUCAAGAAGAACCUUUGAAGGAUGCAGUUUUCUCUAAAUUUGGCAGCGCCUUGAUUUUUUUUUUUAAGUAAUUCUAAAAGCUUCCAUUGGGAAGUUCAAUCGUGUUUGGUAAUUUCUGAAACUUGGUCAAAUUAUAGACUGUUUAGUUUCUGCAAAGUCAUCAAACUCCGCCCCUUAUGCCUAGGUCAAACCAAUCAAAGAGCGAGCCAUCCAGAGCGUUGUUGUGGGCGGAGUUUGCGGCUUGAAAUUUAAAAUCUGACUAGUGAGCAUACUAUACUCAUUAUUGGGCCAGGGGAAGUUCUAAACAGUAUAAAUCUGCGUAAUCCCCUAGUUUUCGAGAAACGAGGGAUUAAAAUCUCAUAAUGAUCUAUGAAAUAGAAAAUUGUGAAGGUUGAGACUUUCAGAAUCCUAUUCUGGUACAGCAAGCAGUUAUCUAACCAGUUUUCAGAAAAUUGUUAACCAAGAAGUUGAAUUACAGUCUGUUCAGAUUUUAAAUGUCAAGUGCAAUGACGUCAUUCAAAAACACUCUGUGGAUGGCUCGCUCUCUGAUUGGUUUAUCGCACCAUUCAGGGCGGAGCUUGAGCGACGACUUGAAAUUCAAAAUCUGAACAGACUAUAUGUUCUCUGUGAGCUGCUUUUCAAUAUGAGUUUUCGAAAAAGGUUCAAACUAGUAGCUUUUUUCGACAAAAAAAUCUCGUUUUCAAGGCAGAAUUUUCCCAGUUGCUUUCGCCACCGCCAUGCGGACCACCUACGCAGCAGUUCUUCCACACACAGCCACACCUGCAAGGAAUUCCGUCGCCUACUCUGAUGAGCUCCUUCGCGUUCCCCUGCAAUCCGGCCUCGUUCAACUUUUUCGCCGCCGCUGCACCACCUCCGAUGCACUUCAAGUCAACGGCGGCCCCGGCUCCGCCACAACAACAGCAGCAGAGGUGCCAGUCGACGGCCCCGAACACCAUCACGUUGCAGCAGGCGUUGAACUCGCAAUACGUCACGGAACGACAGAGAUCAAGUUUGAGCUUGUACAGCUGAUUCACGGCUAGCUUGGGCGUGAACUGUCUGCGCUCUCCACCAGCCAGGCACUAUAGUCUGUUCAGAUUUUGAAUGUCAAGUCGCUUCUAAAGCUCCGCCCCUAAUGGCCCGAUAAGCCAAUAAGAGAGCGAGCCAUCUACAGAGCGUUUUCGAAUGACGUCAUUGUACUUGACAUUCAAAAUAUGAACAAACUAUAUCUCUUUCACUAUCGUGUCAGGACCCUUUUUUCGAUGGCUCAAGCCAGCCGUGAACCAGCUAUAGUUUUUCAAGGAAAUUUGGAGUCUGUAUAGACUUUCAGCGGUUCCACAUUGCGAUGAAAAUCAAGUUUUUUUUUUCAUUCCAGCCGAUUUCGCGUUCAUCCCGACCUUCUACCAGCAACCGAUGCUAAGCGAUCAGCUCUUCAUGCAGCCCUUCAUGCCGACGAACAUCCGAAACGCGCAGUUCAUGGAUCAGAGCGACAUCACCUGCUCGACGACGAUAUCUGAUUCUUCCUGUACUAUCGUCCAGGAAGAUGAACCCGUAGGCGUCUUGAGAAUGGCAAUGUCAGUUUUCUAAAAUUUUCAGAUUGUCGACCAGGGGCUCAAGUUUGAUCCGCCAGUGCUAGAUGUCGAUGAUGAAAAGGCCGAAAAAACCGAUAUUUAA